UGCCCAGAAAAUCAAGCAUCCCCUCGAGUUCCAAUUCCAUGGACUAUAAAAGUUGCAGCUCCAAGCGAAUCAAGGCAUAGUCCAAUUUGCUAGCUCAAAUCAAACUAAACUAACAACAUGUUCAAGCUGUCCGCCCUCGUUGUCCUGUGCGCCCUGGUUGCCUCCGCCGUGGCUGAGCCCAAGCCAGCGAUCCUGGCCGCCGCCCCUGUGGUUGCUGCUCCGGCUGGAGUGGUCACCGCCACCAGUUCCCAGUACGUGGCUCGCAACUUCAACGGCGUUGCUGCUGCUCCAAUUGUGGCUGCCGCCUACACCGCUCCAGUCGCCGCUGCCUAUACCGCUCCGGUUGCUGCCGCCUAUACCGCUCCCGUGGCCGCCGCCUACUCCGCUUAUCCCUAUGCCGCCUACCCAUACACCGCUGGUUACACCACUGUUUUGUAAGAGGGAUUAGCCAGGACUCAAAAUGGAUUCGA
Molecule: messenger RNA, 470 nt
Organism: Drosophila subpulchrella
Lineage: Eukaryota; Metazoa; Arthropoda; Insecta; Diptera; Drosophilidae
Product: vitelline membrane protein Vm26Ab
Exons: 2
Coding region: 118-438 (106 amino acids)
Source: RefSeq, a predicted model, not a curated record